AUGUCGGCAGAUCCAGCUGCCACGGCACAAAAGACGGAGCCAGGCAGUCUGCCAGACCAGCCAAAAUUGGAAUCACCCACAAACGAAGCAACAGCGACCGACGACGAACCAUGGUCGAUCUGGUCUAGCCGCGGCAAGCGCGCCAUCCUGCUCGGGGCGUCCUUUGCAGCGAUGCUCUCACCCCUCGCGAGCAACAUAUACUUUCCGGCCCUCGAGCCCAUCGCACACGACCUCGGCGUCUCGGCGUCGCUCGUCAACAUGUCCAUCUCGACCUUUAUCCUGCUGCAGGGCAUCGCGCCAAUCUUUACCGCGCAGCUGGCAGAUACGGCCGGGAGGCGCCCGGUCUAUCUGGUGUGCAUAGUCGUCUUUCUGGCCGCAAACGUGGGCCUCGGGGUGCAAAACUCGUACACGGCCCUGCUGGUCCUCCGCUGCGUGCAGAGCGCCGGCAGCUCCGGGGUCCAGGCGCUCUCCAAUGCCGUCGCCGCCGACAUCGCCACGCCCGCCGAGCGCGGGAGCUACGUCUCGUUUGCCGCCGCAGCGCCCAUAUUGGCCACGACCCUAGGCCCCAUCGUCGGUGGCUUGCUGGCGCAGUUUGCGGGCUGGCACUCGGUCUUUUGGUUCCUGGCCGCUGUCGCGGGCGUUUUGCUCCUGCCGAUGGCGGCGUUUUUCCCCGAGACGUGCCGCAACGUCGUCGGCAACGGGUCGAUCCCGCCGCCAAAGUGGAGCAGGUGCUACACCAACUCGCGCCGCGAGCUGCGAGGCAGGGGCGGGCCGCAGACGGAGCCGCCGCGGAUCAAGGUCGGAUUCCCCAACCCGCUGCGGCCCGUCAUGCUCCUGUUUGACCGCGAGUGCUGCUGGCCGCUGCUCUACAGCGCCAUCGUCGCGAGCCCCUUUUACUCGACGCUGGCGCUGAUCCCCUCGACCUUUACGCGCAUCUACGGCUACGACGAGCUGCAGAUCUCGCUGUGCUACCUGCCGUUUGGCGUGGGCGCGCUGGCCGGCGCGCUGGCCGUGGGCCGCGUCAUGGACUCGAACUUCCAGCGGCACGCGGCGCGGCUGGGCAUCGCGGUGGACAAGACGCGGCGCAUGGAUCUGGGGAGGCACGGGUCGUUCCCGACGGCGCGGGCGCGGCUCGAGGUGGCGGUGCCGACGGUGGUGCUCAGCACGGGGUUCAGCGUGGCCUUUGGCUGGAUGCUGCAGCGCCGCGUGCACGUGGCCGGCCCGCUCGUCGUGCUCUUCCUCGUCGGCUUCUGCGCCGUCGCCAGCCUCAACUGCAUCGCCGCCCUGCUGCUCGACCUCAACCCCACCAGGGCCGGCACCGUCACCGCCUCCAACAACCUGCUCAGGUGCCUCCUCGGCACCGCCGUCACCAGCGCCACCGUGCCCCUGGUCCAGGCCGUCGGCGUCGGUUGGACCCUGACCGUCUUUGGUGGGCUGAAUGCGCUUUUUAUGCCGCUGCUGUGGCAUAUCAUGAGGCAAGGCUCAGGCCGUCGCGUUACUUGA
This is a messenger RNA of Pyricularia oryzae 70-15, 1503 nucleotides long. RefSeq lists its product as uncharacterized. The record is from RefSeq and is a predicted model, not a curated record. The coding region runs from base 1 to 1503 and encodes 500 amino acids. Gene Ontology annotation, molecular function: transmembrane transporter activity. The transcript has a single exon. Gene Ontology annotation, biological process: transmembrane transport. Lineage: Eukaryota; Fungi; Ascomycota; Sordariomycetes; Magnaporthales; Pyriculariaceae.